Centruroides sculpturatus (bark scorpion) is the source of this 5961-nucleotide messenger RNA. RefSeq names its product Hermansky-Pudlak syndrome 3 protein-like. Gene Ontology annotation, biological process: organelle organization. The record is from RefSeq and is a predicted model, not a curated record. The transcript has 21 exons. The coding region runs from base 1517 to 4708 and encodes 1063 amino acids. Gene Ontology annotation, cellular component: cytoplasm. Lineage: Eukaryota; Metazoa; Arthropoda; Arachnida; Scorpiones; Buthidae.
GACGUAUCACGUUAAUUUGAAAAUAUUUCACGCGCUGCACGUGUAUUGUUUAUGAUUGAAAAUAUUUUUAAAAAUCAGUUUUAAUAAAUAACUAUAUAAAAUUAAAUCUUGUCAUUCUAGAAACAGCGCCACGUUUGAUAUAAACGAGAAAACUCCUAUAAGUAUUUAAAUUCUGGAGAGCACGUGUUUUCUAUAUCAUAUAUCAUAUAACGCUUUGUAGGAUAGUAUACACAAAAAAUAAUUAUUAUAUUUUUAUGUACAUAAAAAGCAAUCACAAAAACAUUUGUUAAAUGGCUUGGAAAUUUAAUACAUCAUGUGAUAUUUAGAAAUACAUAUGCAUUAAGUAGAAGUUACUGUAUAUAUUCUUCAAUGACCUAGAAGUAACUUCUACCUUCAUUGCUAUUUAAUGCAUGUUAAUUAUAAUGUUAUCUUGUAAUCUAGAACAAAUAGCUUAUUGCAGCAAUGCCUUAUUUUUAAGAUUUCCUUCAGGUUGAGUUUAAAUAUUGAAAUUUCAGUGUCUUAGUAUUCAAUGUUUUGUUGAUGCGUAACAAAUUAUACAAGUGUCAAAUUUUUAUAUUAAUGAUGACCAUUCUGAGUAUACAAAAAAGAAAUUGCAUUUGUUUGGAAAUAAAUCUAAUAUAAAGAAAAUGGUACUGUAUAAAUUUUAUAAUACCAUUUAAAGAAAAUGGUAUUAGAAAGAUUAAAUGUGGUUGAACUGUCUAUCUCAAACAUGUUCAUUUCAAAAUUUAUUUUCUCCUCUGCAUUUUCAGUCUAAAUUCAAUAUAUUUUCCAUGUUUAUCUUAAAUAAUUUUCUCUCAAAACAUCUCUAUAUCUCAAAUUAUGGACUGAAGUGUCAAUUACAAUUUCAAAGCUCAACGAAUAUCUUUUGAUAGCAUAAAUUGCAGUUGGGAAACAUCUCUUGCAAUACGAUAUAUAGUUACAAUUAAUUUACACUACUUUUCUUUGAUUGGCUAUGAGUUUGGUUUGCAUCUAUGAGUUUGGUAUGUCAAAAAUGUUUUAUUUAUACAUAAUACAGGUAUGUUCUGUAUUAAUGAAAUGCUGUACCUCCAAUCAAACCUAUUACUGUUUCCUGUGUAGAAACCUGUCUGUCUCAAAUUUUUCUCUUGUUCCCAUGAGAUUAGAGAUAGACAGGUUCAACUGUAUUUAUAUAAUAAAUUAUAUGUGGAUGACAAAUUCUAUAUUUGUACAUUGAUGAUGAUCUUUGGCCAGCAAUAUUGGAAAGAUCAAAAUAUAUUGAAUCAUAAGAUACAGAAAUAGUUCAAUAUAAUGUUUCUUUUGUAGAGAGAUUAGUUCACACUAAGUAUAAAGAUAAAAUAAAAGAUAAUGUUUAUGUUACAGAAUUCUGAGAUGUAAUUAAUGCAAUGGAUAUAUUUUCUUAGUGGAAACUUUGUAUGAAGAUGCUAAAGUGAAUUUACUUAAGGAAAAGUUUACAGUUCUUUGUAUAUCAUCAUAUAAAGAACAUGGUAUUGGUAGAGCUAGUGGAGGAAGAUAGAUAAUGAAUAAGAGAAAUUUUGAAGAUAGAGUUGGUAUUCCAUCAGGAAUGGUUCGAAUAAUUUCAUGUCAUCAUUUCUUGUCCCAAGAUGUAUUUUUAUCAGAUUCUGAACCUGUAGCACUAUGUACUGCUCAGGAAAAAUUAUUAGUGGCAACACUCCAUCAUAGUAUUGAAGUGCGUGAUUUAGAUCAUAGAGGUCGUAUCCUUCACACAUUUCCUACUGUGGAUCGUGUGAAACAAGUAAUUUAUUGUGAUGCUGGUAAUUACGUCGCAACAUUAGAAAGGAAAUCUUCAAGACAUUCUAAUCCCAUUACCUAUGUGAGAGUAUAUUUGAACUGGUGGAUUGAUAUGAAAGGUCAGCCUAUGAGAGUUCGCAUAGCAGGAUGUGUUACACCCAGUAGUCAGUCAGGUAGUGGACAGUUAGAAAUGGUUGAACUACCCUUAGAUGAAAUGGCCCUAACUAUAUGUUGUUGUAAAAAAACAGCAUCACUUGUUAUUGGCAAAGGCAAAGUUCUUAGUGUAUAUUCAUAUAAUUUAAAAAUACAUGACAUUUCAAAACAGAGAUUUCAUGACUUUGAUCAUUUAAUGGAUAUAUCACUUAAUUUCCCUGUUCAAGAAAUGACUUUAGUUGAAGAUUAUUUUGCUUGCAUGUCAACAAAUGAAAUUCAAGUAUUUCGUGUUAUUUUUGAUGUAAUUCAAGACCCUACAGAUGUUUCAGAAAAUAUGUCAUCUUCAGGAAUUUCUGAAAAAAAUAAAUCUAUUCAAUCUGAUAAUAAUUUUAAAACAGAUAAUCAAGAUGAUUGUAUUGAAUGGUGUUUUGAAACAUAUUUUGAUACUUUAUGCACAAAUAAUGGCCAACAGUUAUCUUCUAUACUUCAUGAAAAUUCUUUUCCUGUAACUAUUCAGCUUCCUAGUAUAAUGAAAAUUAAUCAGAUAGGUAAUAUAAAACCUUAUAAUAAUGAAAUUUGUGGUCCUGUAGUUAAUAUUCCAGGAUGCUAUGUUGAAGUAAAAAUUAAUCCAAAAUAUGAGACAUGUGAGAACAUCACUAUUAGUAAAGCUCAAGUGAUUACAUUACUCUACAGAUACUUUCCUGAGAAUGGAGAUCAUGGUGGAUUACAGGGAUUAAACCUUUGUCCAUUUUAUGUUGAAGAUAAAUUUAAUAGAUUAAUGGUGGAUCCUUUAAGUGCUGCUGUUGCUGUAUCAGAGUCAUACUUUCUUAGUAAUUCACCAUUACAUUCCCCAUCAUAUCAUAAAUUGAAAGGAUUAGGUUGCUUUCUCUGUGGAUCACAAGUUGGUUAUUUAUAUGAUGUGAUGACAAAUCCACAGUUAAUUUGUCAAUAUACAUUCACUGCAUCAAUGAAAAGUGUUGCUGUAGAACCAGAAUUAAUUCAUGUGUUAACUGAGACUGGUCUAGAAACAUAUACUUCACGAUUAAGCCAUAAAAUAAUUCAACAUAUUGAAAAUAUUGAUAAUCUUGGAAAUUCUUGUCCAAAUAGUGAAGAAGCUGUUUGUCUUCUUGGUUUAAGACCAUUUCUUGGAGUUGAACAGCUUGCUCUUUCAGAAAAUCACCUGGUUCUUGUUUCAACAACAGAUGAUUCAAUAUCCAGUACAGAGUCUAUUGAUGGUGCAAGCUGUACUAUAUAUUCUUUAAAAAAACCAACUCCACAACAGCUUUAUUGGGAUUUGUUUGAAAUGGGAGAAUAUCAUAAGAAUUCAAGUCCUUCUACUUAUAUUCAUCUUCUUAGUGAAGCACAUAUGAUUUUAAGAAGUUACUUGUUGUUAGAAGAAGGAAAAUGCUGUGAUAAGGAGAUAAAAAAUCUCUAUUUUACAUCAUGUACAUUAAUGGCAGAGCAUUUUAUAAGUUGUGAUGUCUCACAGGACAGAUUAUUAGCUGUUCCCUAUUUCAAUUUAUCUCAAUUAGCAAUAGAAAAUGUUAUUCAACGUGUCAUUGCUCUACAUAAUCAGUCAAAUCAAGAUAUUCAUAUUUUGAAGAUACUAAUUUUAUAUCUAGAUUACAAGUUAUUAAAAUCAAAUAAUUCUUUUGAAUUAUCUCAGUCAACUGCUGAGAUGAUUUUGGAUAUAUAUUCAGAGGUUGCAUCAGAUAAUUUAUGGAAAUUGAUCUUAUUAUCAGGAAUAUCCUCAUAUAAAUUAGAAAAAGCUAUAUUAUUAUUGAAGAAAAGAAUUACAAGUAAGAAAAAUACUGCUGCAGAUACUUUAGCAAUUGCUGUGUUGCUAUUGAAGAAGGGAAAUAAAGAUGCUGCACAAAAUAUGCUUUUAUCCUUAUCAAAAGAUGAAUUGUGUACAUUAUUACAUUCUAUUCAAAAAUUAUUAUGGAAUGAAGAAUUUUCUGUUUCUGCUGUUGGACAGAGUGAUUCUUCAAAUUUACUUGAUCAUAAUAUUCCAUUACUAAAGGAAUUAUUAGAGAGUUUGUUAAACAAAAAAAAAUAUGCUGACCAUGUUAAUAAGGAUAUAAUAUUAAUGAUGGUGAAAAUAUAUAUUAAACGAUUAGAAGAAAAUACAAAACGGACACUUCCAGGUUAUCAUAUAACAUUAUCAACAGGCAUGAUGAAGCCAUCUUCUUUUUAUGGAAACAGACAAUCAUGGCUAAAUAGUGUUCCUCCUUUUAAUGGUCAAGGAAUUAGUAGAACAUGUAUAAAUGAAAAAAAAUUAGAAAAUAAUUUACAAGAUAAUUAUUGUUCUUGUUGGAAUUGUAAUGAAGAUUUUCUUAAAUUGCAGUCUCUGUUAUGUAGCAAUCUUACCAGUAAAGAAAUUCUUGAUUAUUCUUAUAACUUACUAGAGACUACUGAAAUAAAAUUAGGAGAUAUAUUGAAAAUAUUAUGUUCUGAUAAAAAAACUGCAAUAAAAUUAUUAUUGGACAAUUAUAUUAAUGCAGUGCUUCCAUAUGCUUUUGAUAAUUUUACUGAUGAAGAAGAAGAGUGGUGUUAUUUAUUAUCUUUACUGAGAAAUAAAUUAGAUGCAACUGAUGAAGAAAAACACAGUACAUUACACCAAACUUUUCAAGGUGUUCUUUCUCAUCUUUCUGAAAUUCUUCAUCCAGCAAAGUUUGUUGCUCUUUUAAAUAAAGAUGAAAAAUGUUAUAUUCCAUUCAUUAAACGAUGCAUAGAAAAACACCAGGCUAAUCAACUUAAGGAAAAAAUUAUGUCUCUAGGAAUGGAAAUUAAAGCAAUGAUGUAAUAGAAAAAUUUUUAUUUUGUUAAAAUUUGAAAUGGUGUGAGAUUUUUAAUUAGUAUUGUGUCUUUUCAACACUAGAUGCCAUUGAUUAUAAGACUAGGUAUUGAUUUAAAAUUGAAAUGGCACAAAAAAUUAUUUAUUAACUCUACUAUAAAUUUAUAAAAAUUGAAAAAAUUGUUUUAUUUAUAUAAUUAUCUAUACAUUUUAUUUUGGCUAAAAUGCUAAACAGAUAAAUGAAAAAGGUUUAUUUAUCCAUGCAUCUUUUUUACUUUUCUGUAUGUAUAACAUAUGUCUGUUUCUGUUUAAAUAGUAAAUAGAAUCAACAUUUUGUUUAAAUUCAAUACCUAUAUACACCUGUCCAAAACUUAGGGAUGGAUGACAUUUCUACAUGAAUAGAGAGAAAUGUAGAUGAAUACAUGACAAGAACUGUACUUCCUGACAUCUAACAGAACAAUUUGCAGGACUUUAUAAAUUAAAGUAAUAAAAUUAAAUCUUUAGUGAAAAAGAUACUUACAGCAGUUCAACAUAGAUGGAGAAUGGAUGGAAAGUGCUGACCAAUACCUAGACAGAGAAACCUGUCAGCAUGGAAUAUGUCCAACUUAAAGUGCAAUGCAGCACUAACAAUGUCAUGGUAGGCUCAUUACCAACUGGCUCGGUGACUUUUCCUAGCAAUUGUGUUUAUCCCUAAGUUUUGAACAUGAGUAGUAUAGCAAAUGCACUUAACUGAAGUUAUAGUAGAGUAAAUAGAUGCUAUGAAGGUCGGUCAUGUUCAAGUAGUGACACCUUUGCAUCUUCACUUGACAAUUGUCAAGUUUUUUUUUACAUUUAUUGUAAGAUGAUUUUAAUUUCCAAAAUGUUAAAAUAUGAAAAACAUGUUUAAGAAUUCAGGAAAUAUGAUAUUAAUUGAACAAAAUAUUCUAAAAAAUUCAGAUAUUUAUAAGCUUGCCAACUCUGUACGAGUUGAUUUUGGAAGAUUUCCAUUUCAAGAGAUUCAAUGUAUUUUGCUCUCAGCAAUAUCAAAGCACUAAUUCCUAUUCUUUAGUCUGUUUUAAUAUAUAAUUGAAAAGUUGAUAAUUUUGUCAAGUAAAUACAGGAAGAAUAAAAUUCAGUUUAGGACUCCAAGAAUUUCAAAAUUUUUGCCAAAGUUUGGAGUCUCCAAAUAAGUCUAUGGGAGUUGGCAGAUACAUAGGCUGUUUUUUUUCCAAGCUCCAAUGGUCCAUAAAACAAAGACAAGUGUAAAUAAUAAAAUGAAUUUA